AUGGGCGCCGGUAACGGUCCGAUCAGAGGGUCAGGUGCUGAGGAACAGCUUGGUGAUCGGCUUUCCUGGUGCUCGUCCCCGCGGCAGACCGGAAGGCGCAGAUUGCAGGAUGAUCUCAGAACGGGACGGGGAAAUAGGUCGGUCGUGGGAAUCUUCUUCGCCUGUGUUCGCCCAAACUCCGAGACGGACCAGGCGGAAUGCGCCGGGUGGCCGGCGUCGGCCGUGCACUGCAGCUUGCAGCAGCGGCUUGCAGCAGCCAGCAUUGCCCAAGCGGAAGCCGAGCCAGCGGCAUCGUCAUCACAGAUGGACCACAGAUGGACCAGGGCGAAGAGUCAGCGAUGGAUGCAAGCCCAUAUGCACCACACGUGGUAG
Molecule: messenger RNA, 372 nt
Organism: Chaetomium globosum CBS 148.51
Lineage: Eukaryota; Fungi; Ascomycota; Sordariomycetes; Sordariales; Chaetomiaceae
Exons: 1
Coding region: 1-372 (123 amino acids)
Source: RefSeq, a predicted model, not a curated record